Messenger RNA from Seriola dumerili (greater amberjack), 2502 nucleotides. It is a transcript of the gene b3gntl1, whose product is annotated as UDP-GlcNAc:betaGal beta-1,3-N-acetylglucosaminyltransferase like 1. The transcript is spliced from 12 exons. Lineage: Eukaryota; Metazoa; Chordata; Actinopteri; Carangiformes; Carangidae. The record is from RefSeq and is a predicted model, not a curated record. Bases 300 to 1469 code for a protein of 389 amino acids.
CCGCAACCCACCGUGCAUGUCUGGACUACACGUUUUGCUAAAAUUGUUACUUUGACCGUCACUAAAAUGUGCAAGAAACAUUUCAAGUCAUGACCUUUGUUGACAUAUAUGCAUUUCAUAUAGAGUACGGUUACAACAUGAGUGUUUACUGACAUUUUGAUUCACGUGCGUUGCCGCCGUGGUUUACACUCUCACCGACUGUGUGCAAACGACCGCGUUUUUACUCUGUUAUUUCAUAUCCCAUAUGUAAUCAGCCGAACCAGAGUCAGACUUUGGCUAAAGGCUUUGUGGUCGCCCACAUGAGCAGCGGGCUCUCUGAGCAGCGGCGGGACGGGGUGUCGGAGACCGACAUGAACCCACCGAUGAAGAGGCUCCGUACUGCGGGAGGUGGAACAGAGACACCGAGAGGAGAGCAGCUGGAGGAGAGGAGCGCAGUGGAUGUGAGUAUUGUCAUGCCAGUGUACAAUGCAUCCUGCUGGCUGGAUGAAUGUCUGCAGGCCAUAUUACAGCAAGACUUCACUGGAUCCAUGGAGCUGUCUGUCUUUGACGAUGCAAGCACUGAUGACUCCAGGAAAGUGGUGGAGGGUUGGAGGGAGCAACUGGAGGCGAGGGGCAUCUCAGUGGUGACCUCUAGCCACAACUCUGCCCAACCAAGAGGAGUGGGAUAUGCAAAGAAUAAGGCAAUAUCUCAGAGCUGUGGAAAAUACUUGUGCUUUCAGGAUGCGGAUGACGUUAUGUUGCCUCAAAGAGUUCGUCUGCAGUAUGAGGCAUCUCUCCUCCACCCAAACUCUCUGAUUGGCUGUAGAGUCGAGAGGCUUCCAGAGGGAUCCACAGAGCGUUACACCCGCUGGAUCAACACAGUCGCUCAGGAGCAGCUCCUCACACAGGUGUACACAUCUCAUGGCCCCACCGUUGUCAUGCCGACAUGGUUCUGCUCAAGGAACUGGUUCCUGAAGGUUGGACCAUUUGACGAGGGAGGCAAGGGAGUCCCUGAGGAUCUGAUCUUCUUCUACCAGAGUCUCCGUCAGGGAGGAGGUCUGUCCAGGGUCAGCCAGUGCCUGCUGAUCUACCGUUACCACGAGAAGGCCACCACACACUCUGUAACAGAGGAAACCAUUUGGAAGCUACGAGUGGACUUCCUGCAGGAGAGAGUACUCAGCCAAUGGGAGAGCUUCACCAUAUGGAAUGCUGGGAAACAGGGCCGGAAGCUGUACCGAUGCCUGAGCCCGACCAAUCAGAAGAAAGUCAAAGCUUUCUGUGAUGUGGACGAGAACAAGAUCAAGAAAGGCUUUUACACAUAUGAGGAAUCCAAGGAAAUACCAAAGCCAAAAAUCCCAAUUCUGCACUAUAAAGACGCCUCCGCGCCCUUCAUCAUCUGUGUUAAACUGGACAUGACAGGAGGUGUUUUGGAGGAGAACCUUAACUCUUUGCAUCUGAAGGAAGGAACAGAUUACUACCAUUUCAACUGAUUGCUUUGAGAGAUGGAGAAGACAAGAGGAGCCCUGCAGAGGAGAGGAUUAUUUACUACGUAAACACAAACUGAGGGAGAGGCAGGUAAUAACAGGAAGAGAGGGAAGUGAACACUGGAACAGAGGCGAUUUCUCUGCUUUCUCUGUCUCACACCUGAACCACAGCACUGGAGCUGUUACAGUUUUCAGAGAACCUUAGAGGAAUAGUUUGACAUUUUGGUGCAAUACGCUCAUCUGCUUUCUUGCUGAGAGUUAGAUGAUAAAAUUGAUACCACUCUCAUAUCUCGCCAUUGAAUAUGAAGCGACAGCCAGGACUCACUUAGCUUAGCUUAUCUUUGCACAAAUACUGGAAACAGAGGGAAACAGCUGGCCUGGCUCUGUCCAACUGUGAAACAGAUCUAUCCUCCUGCAAGUCUAAAGUUCACUUAUUGUUUAUCCAUAAAAACAUAUGCACAUUGUGUGCAUAAAAAUGGAAAAACAAAAAUUCACAAAAAUGUCUAAAUUUCGCAAAACAGUUUAUAUGCUUGGCUUGGUGUAUUGAUAAAAACAGAUGAAGUGAAUUAAUCAUGCCAUAACACUUAAUCACUUUUCAUAGAGUAAACAAAUACAUGCUUGAGCUUCAAACUUGCCUUAAAAUGGAUUUUUUUUAUUUUACCUCUGACUGAGCCAGGCAGCUAUGUUGAUGUGGAGAAGUGGAGCAAUGUUUUGGUAACUGAAUUAGCAAGAAGAGCAUAUUUGGACCAUUAUAUUUUAUUUAUCAGAGGACAGCUGUUUAUCAUGCAAGAGGACAUUACAAAUUACCAGUGUCGACCAUUGGAAAAAUAAAAUGUUAUGGUGUUUGAUAACCCUGUGUGGACUGAGAGUGGUAUUUGUUAUCCUGUAUUCUUGAACUUGUGCCGAAGUUAAAGGAAGCAACUGGAGUCAGCGUGUCAUCAGACAGAAGGUUUAACUUACAAAGGGUGGGAUGUUUUAUGACCAGAAGUCUUGUACUGAUUUCUUAACAGUCUUCUCUGAUGCAACCAUGCAAAAUCAG